UAUCACUGCGGACGGGUUAACGGUUUUCUUCUCAUUUUUAUUUCAAAAGCUCACUUUUUUGUUAAUUAUGUGUCUAUUAUUGCUUAGUAUCUAUGAAAUUAAUCUCCGCCAAUGGAACUCAUCAGCCUUCCAAAAUGCGUGAACUAUUGAUUUCAGAAAUCCCACUGCAAAAAUAUGAAAAUCUUUAACGUAGUGUAAAGGCCGUGAGAAAAUGCUAUCAGCAAUAAACACAGACAAGUGGAUUCAGCUAAUGAGAAAAGUUGGAGUUUAUUUCCCAUGGAAAAAAGUGCGCCUACUUGCUCUGGCUUUGGUCAGCUACUUGGUGGCCAGUUUUAUUUUCACAGAAGACCUUGGCUCUCCUCCUCCUUCGACUCCUUCGCCGAGUACUUCGUGGCCGCGAGACGCUCCCGAGCCCCGGGCCAACGAUACCCUCUACCCGUGCAGGUUUUCACUAAGACAGAAUCGGUCCUCCUCAAGCGAGGCCGCCCUCGACGGCGCCCCUGUGACAGGCACGCCGAAUGUGGUUCUCAUGAGUUCGAUGGCCAGGAGCGGAUCGAGCUUCCUGGGCGGCCUGCUGAGCUCCCUCCCCGGCGUCUUUUAUUUCUUCGAACCCCUCCACAACAUAGAGCGCUGGCACAUGCUCUCACCGGCCACCGCCAGGGACGGCCUUCGGGGCCUCCUCACGUGCAACAUCACCGGAGCCAUCAGGAAGGCCGUGAGGACGCGGGGGAAGUACACCGUGUACCACCCGUACACGCGGAGCUGCGCCACCAAAGAGGCCUGCUUCAGCAGCCUCCUCGACGAGACGUGUCGCAAGGAGAAGUUUCGUGCGGUGAAGACAAUCCGAGCGCGAGUCUCCUGGCUGACCUCGCUACUGGAUGACCCCGAUGUUGACCUACGGGUCAUCCACCUCGUGAGGGAUCCUCGAGGAUCAGUCAUCUCGAACUGGAAGGCCGACUGGGCGCCCAUCUCGGAGGCCACGAGCUGUCAGAAUCUGCUGUCCGAUCUGCGGGACGGCGCCCGCCUGCGGAGGCAGCGGCCCGGCAAGUUUCUGACCGUUCGCUACGAGGACCUUUGCCUUGAUCCGCGGUUGAUGGCAGAAGUAAUUUUGUCUUUUCUUGGCUACACGAAGCUUCCGCAGUCUACUGUUGACUACCUGGAUAAACAAACGAAAGUAACAAGAGACAGCAAAACCUACAGCCUCAAGCGAGACACGAAGAGCCAGCAGCAAAAAUGGCGGACGACGAUUACCGACGAGGAGUUCGCCAGGAUUGAGCCGGCGUGCGCGGCAUCCAUACUCCAGCUCGGGUUCAGCCUCUUCGGAAGCGCGGAGGCAGCCAGAAACCUCACGCUCCCUCUGUACAACCGCUCGGCCGACCACCAAGCCUACGACCACCGCGACUGCCUCCGUGAGUGAGGGGAGGCGCAUGGAAACUAGAGACGAGAUGAAAAACUUUGAACGCAGCCACACAUCCUUAUUUAUAUUCCGGUCACUAGUGAUCACAGCUGCAGUAAUGAUGGUGUUCACCAGACAAACGCUUACGGAACCAAAGUAUGAAAAGGGAGAGCUGAGGCAACUUAUCAAAGCGCUUCUCUUCUCACAUGCACCGUUACCAUUAUUUUUUCAUAUCAUUAAUCAAAGAGAAAUCUCACACAUGCCGAUCAGAUUGUAUAAGUGUUGUGAGUUUAUCUAGAAAAAAAAAAAAUAUAUAUAUCUUCAUCAUUCUCUUUAAUUUUGCUUUUGUGACAGCUUCAGUUUCUUUUCGGUAACCACGCGCGCUGAUAGUUUCAUCGACUGGUUCAGGUUCCUCCGGGGCCUCAUUCCUAGAGCCCCCUUGAUUUAUUCAUGCUUCGUCAUGAGAAGCCAAGAAAUAUUAGCCACCUCAGAGUGAAGAAAUUUAAUCAGUAGUUAAUUUUGGGCCGUAUACAUUAGUCUUCAACUGCAUCGAAAAUUAAUGCAUUCACUCGCAAAAUGCCCAGAGUGCGAGAUUAAUCAAUUCAGUCUUUGAUUUAAAUCAGUCAUCACCAGCGACGCAUUUAUAGCUCCCCACGUCGCCGCCCGCCCUCGAUGAACGCUGAUACGUACUCCAUGGACACGUAUAUACUGUUGCAUCCACAUGCACGUUAUAUUGUACUUCCAGUUAUUGUUCAUAAAGGGCAGUUUGUAAUAAUCGUAUUCACUAUGUAUAAAAUCUUUUAAUCAAUUCUCUGUCUCUCCCUGUUUUUUUUUUUUUUGUUGUUGGUUUGUUUUUUCUCCCCCCUCUCUUCUCUAUUUCCCUGUCUCUAUCAGUCAGUCAGUCAGUCAGUCUGUUAUUGUUUUCCCUCGCAAAUGAAAGGUUCAGUAAAUGAGUGAAUUAUUCGUCUCCCAGAAAAUGUGGCUGAAAAAGCUUAAGAAAUUUUGAUCCGAUUUCUUAACAUGUACGAUCAAAGAAAAUGGGCGAUUAACAACAUCAAGUAAUAAUAAAUAUCGUAAAAAAAUGAUAGCAAUGCUUUAUGUUGAACUCUACGGCUCGAGAACCAUGUUUCACCCAUCGAGAAAGAUUAUUUCAUUAUUUAUUUUAUGUGAUCGUUCAGUAACUAAUAAAUGCGUGAAUAUAGGAAAACUAGGAUGUACUUUUCAAACUCUACACUACGGAACAUAAACGUCAAGCCAUUUGUCGUUUACGUACACUUCAUUUUCUCCGUAAAUAAAGAAAUAAACAACAACAAAAAAUAUGCAUAUAUUCA
This is a messenger RNA of Penaeus chinensis, 2727 nucleotides long. RefSeq names its product carbohydrate sulfotransferase 3-like. The transcript has 4 exons. Gene Ontology annotation, biological process: sulfur compound metabolic process; N-acetylglucosamine metabolic process. Lineage: Eukaryota; Metazoa; Arthropoda; Malacostraca; Decapoda; Penaeidae. Bases 212 to 1417 code for a protein of 401 amino acids. The record is from RefSeq and is a predicted model, not a curated record. Gene Ontology annotation, molecular function: N-acetylglucosamine 6-O-sulfotransferase activity.